AUGGUGGACGACAAAUGGAUAGGUUUGGCACUGGCAGUGUCCAGCUCAGCGGCAAUUGGUGUCAGCUCAAUAAUAACCAAAAAGGGCCUCAAUGCCUCGGCGGACACUACCUAUGGUUCUUCAGCGUCGGACAACAUGACAUACCUGAAGAAUCCAAUAUGGUGGGCAGGGAUGUCGACUCCUGCAAAUUUUGCUGCGUACACCUUCGCCCCUCCGAUAUUGGUCACACCGCUAGGCGCAUUGAGCGUUCUAAUUGGUGCCGUUCUCGCAUCCUUUCUGCUCGGCGAGCGGCUAGGUCAUCUAGGCCGACUCGGUUGCACGCUGUCGCUAAUUGGAUCACUGAUCAUCGUCCUGCACGCUCCGGAAGACAAGGCUGUCGAGACUGUCGAUGAAAUAUUGGGAUAUGCAGUGCAACCAGGUUUUCUGUUGUACGUGCUCACUGUCAUUGUCUUUACCUUGGUCAUGAUCUACGUCGCCGUACCCCGCUACGGCCGGUCAAAUCCCCUUGUCUACAUAUCUAUAUGUUCUGUGGUCGGUUCAGUGUCUGUCAUGUCCAUCAAAGGCUUCGGUGUCGCCGUCAAGCUGACCUUUGGAGGGAACAAUCAAUUCCUGCGGCCUAGCACGUAUGCGUUUGGAUUGGUGUCAGCGUUUUGCAUCAUGGUGCAGAUGAACUAUUUAAACAAAUCUCUGGACACGUUCUCCGUGAACAUAGUUAACCCUAUGUAUUACGUCGGGUUCUCGUCUUCGACCAUCGUCGCCUCCCUCAUUCUUUUCCAAGGAUUCAAUACCACCGAUGCAACAAACACCAUCUCGCUGAUAUCAGGCUUCAUCGUCAUCUUCCUCGGUGUCCAUCUCCUCAACCUCUCACGAAAUCAAGGCCCAUCUGUUGAACUCACGGGCUACAGUGCUUCCGAAGAUGCGCCCGGUCAUCUGGGGAGACUAUCCAUAGAUGGAUGGCACGGCAUUGUUACGGGCCCAGAGGGGAUUAUUCCGCGACCAGGACAGCGGAGUCGGAACCAGACGACAACAUUGUUUGAUGCGUUUGACGACGGGCAUGCUGCAGAACAUGUCGGGCUUGAGCGGCUGAGGGAGGAAGACGAGACGGAGGACGACGAUGAUGAUGACGGAGCGAUUGAUGAACGGACACGACUUCGCAGUCAGAGUAAGCAUAGUAGUAGGGCGGCGUCACCCAGGGAGGUGUAA
Molecule: messenger RNA, 1203 nt
Organism: Guyanagaster necrorhizus
Lineage: Eukaryota; Fungi; Basidiomycota; Agaricomycetes; Agaricales; Physalacriaceae
Product: DUF803-domain-containing protein
Exons: 6
Coding region: 1-1203 (400 amino acids)
Biological process (GO): magnesium ion transport
Cellular component (GO): membrane
Molecular function (GO): magnesium ion transmembrane transporter activity
Source: RefSeq, a predicted model, not a curated record